Molecule: messenger RNA, 5509 nt
Organism: Dermochelys coriacea (leatherback sea turtle)
Lineage: Eukaryota; Metazoa; Chordata; Testudines; Dermochelyidae
Gene: KL
Product: klotho
Exons: 5
Coding region: 86-3076 (996 amino acids)
Biological process (GO): carbohydrate metabolic process
Molecular function (GO): hydrolase activity, hydrolyzing O-glycosyl compounds
Source: RefSeq, a predicted model, not a curated record
ACCCUGGGGGCGGGGAGGGGAUAAAGGGGGCUGCGGGGCGGGAGCCGGGCGCUCACACGCGUCCCCUCUCCGCCCGCCCGGCAGCAUGUCACCUGCCGCCCCGCUCCACCUGCUGCUGCCGCUGCUCUGCCUGCUGGGCGGCCGCCGGCUGCGCGGGGAGCCCGGGCAAGGCGCGGGCACCUGGGCUCGCUUCGCCCGCCUGCCCUACCCGGAGGACGAGCUCUUCCUCUACGACGCCUUCCCCGCGGGCUUCCUGUGGGGGGCGGGCAGCGCCGCGUACCAGGCCGAGGGGGGCUGGCGCCAGGGCGGCAAAGGCGCCUCGGUGUGGGACACCUUCGCGCACCGGCCGGCGCCGCCCGGCGCCCGCCAGCCCCCGGGGCCCGCCGGCGGGGACGUGGCCAGCGACAGCUACAACAACCUCUUCCGCGACACGGAGGGGCUGCGGCGCCUGGGCGUCUCCCACUACCGCUUCUCGCUGGCCUGGGCGCGCCUGCUGCCCAACGGCACCGCGCCGCCCAGCCCCGCCGGCCUGGCGCACUACGGCCGCCUGCUGGCCCGCCUGCGCCAGCGGGGCGUGGAGCCCGUGGUGACCCUCUACCACUGGGACCUGCCGCAGCGCCUGCAGGACGCCUACGGGGGCUGGGCCAGCCCGGCCCUGGCCGAGCUGUUCCGGGACUACGCCGAGCUCUGCUUCAGGCACUUCGGCGGCCAGGUGCGCUACUGGCUCACCAUGGACAACCCCUACGUGGUGGCCUGGCACGGCUACGCCACCGGCAGGCUGCCCCCGGGCGUCAAGGGCGGCCCGCCGCUGGGCUACCGGGCGGCGCACAACCUCCUCCAGGCUCACGCCAAAGUCUGGCAUCUCUACAAUGAUCAUUUUCGUCCAACUCAAGGAGGCCAAGUGUCCAUUGCCCUCAGCUCCCACUGGAUAAAGCCUCAAGCUAUGACCGAAAAAGACAUACAAGAAUGUCAAAAAUCCCUUGACUUUGUGCUGGGCUGGUUUGCUAAACCCAUAUUUAUUGAUGGCGAUUACCCUCAGAGCAUGAAAAAUAACCUCUCAUCUCUGUUGCCUGAAUUCAGUGACUCAGAGAAGAAGUACAUCAAGGGAACAGCUGACUUUUUUGCUCUUUCUUUUGGAGCAACACUGAGUUUCCAGCUCUUGGACUCUCAGAUGAAGUUCCAUCAGUUGGAAUCACUAAGCCUGAGGCAGCUCCUUUAUUGGAUAAGCUGUGAAUAUAACAAGCCCAAAAUAUUCAUUGUGGAGAACAGCUGGUUUGUCUCUGGUAGCACCAAGCGAGAUGAUGCCAAAUAUAUUUAUUAUCUCAAAAAGUUCAUUAUGGAAACUUUAAAAGCCAUCAGAUAUGAUGAAGUUGAUGUCUUUGGAUACACCGUUUGGUCCCUCAUGGAUGGCUUUGAAUGGCAUAGAGGAUACAGCAUUAGACGUGGAUUAUUUUAUGUUGAUUUUCAAAGCCAUGACAAGAAGUUUUUGCCAAAGUCUUCAGCUUUGUUCUACCAAAAGCUAAUAGAGAGAAAUGGCUUCCCACCUUUGCCUGAGAAUCAACCCAUAGAUGGGAAAUUUCCCUGCGACUUUGCUUGGGGAAUUGUUGACAACUACAUUCAGGUAGACACUACCCCCUCCCAAUUCAUUGACACUAAUGUAUAUGUGUGGGAUGUUCACCACACGAAGAAGCUUAUUAAAGUUGAUGGAGUUGUUACCCCAAAACGUAAGCGUCACUGUGCUGACUUUGCUGCCAUCAGACUCCAGAUCUCGCUGCUGCAGGAAAUGCAUGUCACACAUUUUCAUUUUUCACUGAAAUGGUCUUUGAUUCUCCCUUUGGGUAACCUAUCUCAAAUCAACCACACAUUCCUGCACUAUUAUCAGUGUUUUGUUAGUGAACUUCUCAGAGUUAAUAUAACUCCUGUUGUUGCUUUAUGGCAACCUAUGGCUGAGAACCAAGGGCUUCCGGUUGUGCUAGCCAAAUAUGGAGCCUGGGAGAACCCAGAGACAGUUCAAGCCUUUGUUGAAUAUGCCAAGCUCUGCUUCAAAACUCUUGGCCACCAUGUCAAAUUUUGGAUAACAAUGAAUGAACCCUAUGUGAGGAACCUGACAUACUCUGCAGGGCAUAAUCUGUUGAAAGCCCAUGCUAAAACCUGGCACCUGUAUGAUAAAGAAUUUAGAAGAUCUCAGAAAGGGAAAAUAUCUAUAGCUCUGCAAGCUGAUUGGGUAGAGCCAGCCUGUCCUUUUUCCAAAAAUGAUCAAGAAGUUGCUAAUAGAGUUCUAGAAUUUGACAUUGGCUGGCUUGCUGAGCCCAUCUUUGGGAAUGGUGACUAUCCACAUGUGAUGAGAGAAUGGCUUCACCAAAGAAACAGCAUUGAUUUAUACAAUUUUCACUUGCCUUAUUUCUCUGAAGAAGAAAAGAAAUUAAUCCAAGGCUCAUUUGAUUUUUUUGCCUUAAGUCAUUACACUACUAUUCUUGUGGACUGGGAAAAAGAAGAUGCACUGAAGUAUGAUCACUAUCUUCAAGUUCAAAUGAUAAAAGACAUCACAUGGCUGAACUCCCCAAGCAGAGCCGCAGUGGUGCCCUGGGGAUUGCGCAAGAUGCUCAAGUGGGUUAAAUCCAAGUAUGGGGAUGUCCCAGUUUAUAUUAUAGCCAGUGGAAUUGAUGAUGAUCAGAAUAUGGUUCAAGAUAAACUGAGAGUAUAUUACAUCCAAAAUUAUAUCAAUGAAGCUUUAAAAGCAUACACCCUGGAUAAUGUCAAUCUACGGGGAUAUUUUGUCUAUUCUUUCAAUGACAGGACUGCUCCCAAAUAUGGCCUCUAUCGUUACAUUGCUAAUCAGUAUGAGCCGAAGCCUUCCAUGAAACAUUACAGAGAGAUAAUUGACAAUAAUGGUUUUCCCAGUUCAGAAACUCCUGAUAGACUGUGUCCAGAAAUGCUUGUCUUGUGCCCUGAAUGCAACUUUUUCCAAACCAGAAAAUCUUUAUUAGCUUUUAUAUCUUUUAUAUUAUUUGCUUUUAUUGUUACUGUAUUCUUCAUUAUUUACUACUCUAGGAGGGUUGAAAGAAGGUAUAAAUAGUGCUGCCCCUUCACAUACAGCACUCGCUACUCCUCCGUCUGCAUUCCCUUGGGAAUUCUGAAAUAAUGGCACACAAGGUUGUAAUCGCUUCAAUACUAGGGAACCAUUUGCACUGUGUAAUACUGUGAAGCACUGAAGUUGAAAAUGGAUUGUGAACAUAGGGCCCUGAAAUCCUUCUCUGUGUUUUAAUACCUUUGGUUUAUGACAGAUCCUUGCUUGUUGUCAUCAAAUUUAGUUCAGAACUUUGAUUGAGACCCUUUAUUUGCGCAGGUUUUUUUCCAUUUUGCGGGGGGAGGGAUAGCUCAGUGGUUUGCGCAUUGGCCUGCUAAACCCAGGGUUGUGAGUUCAAUCCUUGAGGGGGCCAUUUAGGAAUCUGGGGCAAAAAUUGGGGUUUGGUCCUGCUUUGAGCAGGGGGUUGGACUAAAUGACCUCAUGAGGUCCCUUCCAAAGCUGAUAUUCUGUGAUUCUAAGGGUAUUUUUAAAAAAGGCCUACAAUUAGCCUGAUGGUGGAGACACAAACAAAGGUGUUAACUUAGAUGUAAAUUGGUUUUGGUUUUAUUUUAAGACAUAGAGUAGUGGAAAAAUACAGCUGUGGAGUUCUCAGAGUGAAAGAUUGAUGAGAAACAAAAGAAACCAUCUCCCUAAACCAGGUGUGAUGGCACCUGAUACAAAACAAACACAUAAUUUAAAUGAUCAGGAAAGUAGAGACUCAACAACUAUUUGUACCAAAAGGGAAGGGAGAGUCUUCUUGCUAAAGCAGAGACAGGGAGUGAAGACAUAGGGAUUUUUUUCCCCUGCUGUGCUGGUGACUUCGGGUAAAUCACUUAACUGCAAAGGAGGCUGCUGGUCCCACGCUCCCUACCUGCUCUGUCUCCAUUGGUGCGGUCACCCUGCCAGUCUACUGCCAUGGCUCCAUGCUGUGGAGCAUGAUCCAGCUCCGCCUUGCUGUGUCUAACCUGAAGAAUCCAUCAGGAAACAGCAGCAAGGGGAAUUGACUCAUGUUUGGAGGGCAGUAAAGGUGGUUCCUGGCAAGGGGAUAGGCAGUGUUUAAUUUAUGCCAGGGCUGAGCCUCAGCACCUCUAGGUAUGGCAGUUCAUAGCCCCGCCAGCUCUGGGCUUGCUGCGUCAGUUAUGAAAGUAAAAAAAAUUGCUUGAACCCUGGCACCUAAUUGCUUGAGCCCCAGCACCUCUUCUCUUACAAAUUAAGCACUGGGGGUAGGGUUCAUGCCUUGGAGAUGAGGGAGAGUUAAAGAGGAUUAAAGGGUCUUUUGUUUGGUGAAGGGGAAGAGUAGUAACUGUGAAAGCUAUGGGGUGCUCCCAAUUGACAAAUGGGAGAACUGCACUUACCUUUGCUGUGCUUGAGAACAGGAAAAAUGUAUGUCUUAUAGGGAUGCAGGGGGCAAACGCAGCAUGUUCCCAUACCACCACCUAGUAACCAGAACCUUUUCCUCCUACUUGUGCACCUUCCCCCAACAUUAAAAAACAAAACUGGCAAUUAACCAUUUCCCAGGUUCCCAUAGGUUAACAAACUGUGAAAUGAUUUGAGGAAGGGCUUUGUUUGAGUUUGAAUUAUGUUGGGUCUGGAGGCUUUAAGCCUUUAAAUUUCACACCUCUACCCUGGCCACCUGCUGCCUUGUUUGCCAAGGAUUUAAGUCUUGCACCCCUUGCUUUUGAAGCUCACUUAUCUAUUCUCUAAGAGCUUGACCCAACUCCCAUUGGAGUCUUUUCCAUGGAUUGUAAUGGGAAUUGGAUCAGGUGUUGAUAGCACUCAGAUCCAGAAAUGAGCGACUUUCCCUUCACUCUCAAUGGAAUACAUUAGCACACACACACACACACAAAAAGCAACGUUGUUUAUUAAUAGAAUCAUAGAAAUUAGAGAUGGGAAAAGCCCUAAGGUAAUUUUGCCCAUCUGACUUAUGAAUCAGUAUAUUAGGAGUCCAUUGUGCAUAAUGCAGAACAGUGAUUGUUUUCUCUAUCUCCGUGCUUGCAUUGUCGUCAGAUACGUUUAUGCUUCUAUUUCCAUUUUGCCACGUGAGUUAUGUUCAUCACUGGAGAGUAUUUUUUAAUCUAAUAUGCUCUGUGUCAAUUAUAAGUAGUUUAUCUAGCAGAAGCUAAUGUUGCUGUAUUGAAUGUGAAUGUUUAUCUACUGUAAAUUGAAAUUUAUAUGUGAAACAUGCCUACUUUCAUUGGCAAACUAGAUUACAUUUCUUUCCUAUUUAGGUUAUGUACAGAAAUAGAAAAUAGUUAUUGUUCAAUCAUAGUGAUUAAUAUGUUUGUAUUUUAGUUUCAGACUUACAAUAGUCUCCAUUUGCACUAAUAUAUAUAUAUUUUGCUAUGAGGAUUCAGGCGACAAAUUCUGGGUAGGUGAUAAAGUAUAGAAAAUUUAUAUUAUCCUGGAAAAGUUUGCUGAAGGAGAAUAUAUUUUAAAAUUUUA